Molecule: messenger RNA, 1290 nt
Organism: Fonsecaea nubica
Lineage: Eukaryota; Fungi; Ascomycota; Eurotiomycetes; Chaetothyriales; Herpotrichiellaceae
Exons: 2
Coding region: 1-1290 (429 amino acids)
Biological process (GO): L-phenylalanine catabolic process; homogentisate catabolic process; L-tyrosine catabolic process
Molecular function (GO): fumarylacetoacetase activity
Source: RefSeq, a predicted model, not a curated record
AUGGCAUCUCUCAAAUCAUGGUUCCCAAUCCCAAAGUCGAGCCAUUUCUCUUUGGCCAAUUUACCCUUUGGCAUCAUUUCUACAACAUCCAAACCUACUCCACGACCAGCCGUGGCCAUUGGGGAUCAUUGCUUGGAUCUACAGGAAUUUGCAGCUUCGGGGGCCUUCUCAUCGCUCGGGUUUGAUGUUUCGUGUUUCUCUAAGCCGACCCUCAAUGACUUCGCGGCUUUGGGAAGACCGGUUCAUCGCUCAGUGAGAAAAUACCUGCAAGAUGUCUUCGCCGAGAACACAUCUCUGGCGGACGUCUUACAAAGCAACAAACCCCUGCAAGAAAAAUGCCUAAUCCCCAAGGAGCAAGUCAAGAUGCAUAUGCCGAUGCAGAUUGGUGAUUAUACGGACUUCUACGCCGGCAAGAACCAUGCCUUCAACGUUGGAUGCCUGUUUCGAGGACCUGACAACGCACUGCAACCCAACUAUACGCAUUUGCCAGUGGGUUACCAUGGAAGGGCGUCGUCAGUGGUCAUCUCAGGUACUCCGAUUACGAGGCCCAAUGGUCAGAUCCUGGAAAACCCCGCCGCAACACCCAAGAAACCGAUCUUCACCCCUUGCCGGCGACUCGAUAUCGAACUUGAACUCGGCGCUUUUCUGUGCAAAGGGAACAAGAUGGGCACCAAUAUUCCCAUCUCUGAGGCUGCAGAUCAUAUCUUUGGAUUCGUGCUGCUGAAUGACUGGUCCGCCCGAGACAUCCAAGCAUGGGAAUACGUUCCGUUAGGACCAUUCUUGGCUAAGAACUUUGGCUCCACCAUCAGCCCGUGGGUGGUGCUGACCGACGCAUUGGAGCCGUUUCGAUGCAAGGGCAUCCCGAACGAGACGGAUCUGCUGCCCUAUCUACAGGAGAAGGAGGAGAAGAAUGUGUAUGACAUUCGAUUGCAGGUCGACAUCACGCCCGAGAGCGGUUCGACGACUACAAUCUUGAAUUCUAACGGCCGCAAUCUACUCUUCUCAUUUCCGCAGAUGCUGGCUCACCACUCAAUCGGUGGAUGCCCCAUGGCGGUCGGUGACCUCCUCGGGUCGGGCACAAUCAGCGGUACGGAGCCAGGCACGGAAGGAAGUAUGCUCGAAAUCACCAAGGGCGGGAAAGAAAGCGUCAAGUUGAACGGAGGAGUAGAGCGGAAGUUCUUGGACGAUGGAGACACAAUUACAAUGUACGGCGUCUGCGGCACCGAAGAGUCUGGACUUGUAGGCUUCGGAGAGUGUUCGGGCAAGAUCCUGCCUGCCCCUAAGAUCUGA